UUGCAUGUUAUGUGUUCGAAUAGAUCUGUGGUGUUUUUGGUGUGCGGAGUGAACAAAACAAUUAACAUUGGCAGCAGUGUGACUGUCUAUGGCAGCAGUGUGACUGUCUAUAGGUUUGGCCAAGUAUUUGAUAUCUGGAUUUAGUUAUACGUCUACUUCAAUGUCCAAAUUCUAGCCGCUCCAUUUCCAUCAUAUAGUGGUCGAAGUCUAUGAAAAUCAAGGUCUGUUGAUGAGAUAUGCUGUCUUCAUCUGUUCCUGUAACUCUGUGUUGGCGUAUUGUAUCUUUUACUAAUUGUUUCCAGGACAUAAUUAUCUGGAAGCCACCCAGUUUAGCUGUAUGACGUAAGGUCGCUGAACAUAACACGGCAUUAGUCUGGUAUUGAUCAGAGGGAACAUUUUCGUGAUAUAAUAAAGUGUUAAGGUAUAUUUAUUUUCAUGCAUUGUGUUUUACAAUACCAUUUCCAAUAAGGAUAUAUCAAUUGCUACAAAACAACAACUGCCCCCGGAGGUCUAAUUUCUAUUUACACCUUCCUUCGCCCAAUUAUAGCACCCAUCACAAAAACAAAUCUGAAUACGGGACACAUUGCGUUCAUGCUUUGGAUAAAGAAAAAACAACAAAAAGGAACAACUGUCCUCAAAGGGAACCAAAAUGGCGACAAAGAACAUUGUGAUGAGUUUUCAGUUACGCGAGGGAAUCCGAAUGGAUGAAGAUGUGUUAAAGACCAUCAGGAGCAUGCCAGGCCUGUGUUUGGAGGGAGAACUAAAUUCCAUGGAGAAUAAAACGGUAUCGCCGGGGACAUACGUCCUCUUAUCGACUAAUCAGAGCGGCAAUCACGUGGUGGUCCAUUGCUAUGACAAUGGUAUGAUAACAGUUGACGUUCAGCAGUUCUUCCCAGAAGUCACCAAGGACCCCCUUCACGACGAAAUCACGACUGCAAAGCAGUUGGAAAUGCGUAUACGCGAUUCCCUCGGGGACCUCUGCAAGUUCAGCAGAUGUUUGCCGGGAAUGAUAAAACGAGGGGAGAUAACUCCAUACUUCUCGUCGGGAAAUGAUGCAUUGUUCGAAUACGAAAACAUUGAACUGGUCUUCGAAAAGGACUCGAAAUGGCAAAAUAUCAAAAUUUACCACAAUCCUGAUGUUGGAAACUUUCUGUGCUUAGACGAUGAUAUUAUGAUUGGUGAGAGCGACCUUAUUUACACCGAGACAUUACUAGGCGUCACACGUAACGAUUUCCGGGAUAAGACGGUGUUGAUUCUCGGUGGUGGAGACGGUGGGUUGUUGUAUGAACUGCUGAAGCAGAAACCAACACACGUUCUGAUGGUGGAGAUUGACGAGGAAGUUGUGAAAGCAUGCAGGACGCACAUGCGCAGAGUGUGCGAAUCGGCAAUGGAUUCGUUGGAAGGACCAAACUACAAGAUUCAGUUUGACGAUUGUGCGAAAGUACUUGAAGAGUGUCGACAACAGGGCCGGAAGUUUGAUUACGUCAUCAAUGAUCUCAGCGAAUAUUUGAUCAACGCAGAGAAUACCAAGUUUGCCUAUGAUUACAACACUACCUGCGUGAUUCUGGAGAUGUCUUUGGGAGUCCUACAUCAAAAUGGAAAAUACCUGUCCAGGGGCAAUAUCGCGUCGGCUACCUCGUACCUCCGGAAGUAUGAAGAAGAUAUGGGAAUUCUGGGUAUGACGUUUCAAAAGUUUAAAGUCUUCGUUCCCUCGUUUAAAGAGGACUAUUUUCUGUACGAAGUUUGGCGAGGCUCGGAAUCAUGAAUACAGACCAAAGUUUAUGAUAUUGUAACAAUUACAAAAAACAAACAAUAAAUCAAAAUGUGGAGUUGUAAAUCUCAA
Messenger RNA from Ostrea edulis (European flat oyster), 1843 nucleotides. Its product is annotated as spermine synthase-like. NCBI's taxonomy places the organism in Eukaryota, Metazoa, Mollusca, Bivalvia, Ostreida, Ostreidae. Gene Ontology annotation, molecular function: spermine synthase activity. Gene Ontology annotation, biological process: spermine biosynthetic process. The record is from RefSeq and is a predicted model, not a curated record. The transcript has 13 exons. Bases 650 to 1765 code for a protein of 371 amino acids.